Mycotypha africana is the source of this 462-nucleotide messenger RNA. Its product is annotated as proteasome complex subunit Rpn13 ubiquitin receptor-domain-containing protein. Bases 1 to 462 code for a protein of 153 amino acids. Gene Ontology annotation, cellular component: cytoplasm; proteasome regulatory particle, lid subcomplex; nucleus. The transcript has 4 exons. Gene Ontology annotation, molecular function: proteasome binding; endopeptidase activator activity; ubiquitin binding. The record is from RefSeq and is a predicted model, not a curated record. Gene Ontology annotation, biological process: ubiquitin-dependent protein catabolic process. NCBI's taxonomy places the organism in Eukaryota, Fungi, Mucoromycota, Mucoromycetes, Mucorales, Mycotyphaceae.
AUGAGUUUGUUUGCUACUGCACCUAGAGAAACCCACCUAGUAGAAUUCAAUGCCGGAAAAUGUAUCGUAGAAGGCUCCUGGAUAAAGCCAGAUUUGAGGAAGGGUAAGGUGUAUAUGGAUCAGGGUGAUGAUCAGCUAUUGCACUUUUAUUGGUGUGAACGUAAACCUCAAGCAACACCAGAAGAUGAUCUGAUCAUAUUUCAUGAAGAAGCUGAAUUCACAAGAGUGUCUCAAUGCUCAACUGGACGCGUGUAUUUACUCAGAUUUAAAACUUCCAACGAACGUCAUUUUUAUUGGAUGCAAUCACAAAAGGAAGAAAAAGAUGAAGAACUAGUGCAACGUGUUAAUGAAUUGAUCCAUGACCCCGAAGCAAAUAUGAAUACUGCAGAGUUAGAUGAGUCAGCUUCUCAUGCCGAACUUAUGCGCCUUUUAAAUGGAGUUGAAAGUCAAGGUAUAUUCUGA